Messenger RNA from Loa loa (African eye worm), 519 nucleotides. RefSeq lists its product as hypothetical. The coding region runs from base 1 to 519 and encodes 172 amino acids. The transcript has 2 exons. The record is from RefSeq and is a predicted model, not a curated record. Lineage: Eukaryota; Metazoa; Nematoda; Chromadorea; Rhabditida; Onchocercidae.
AUGGAAGCUAAGAAGAACGAGAUCAAGGAAUGUUUGAAAAAAAUUUUCCAAUUAACUGUAGCAUCUUCGUGUUAUAAAGACGUAGUAAUUGGAAGUUUGAUAUUUGGGACAAAGGUCUGCCUGAACGCAACAGUACGACCUCCUUUGAUAACUGGAUUGAAUUUCGAACAAGCGCGGGUAGGGCCCUUCCUAAAUCUUCGUUCACGAAGCCUAGUCAUGAUGAUGAUGCAGCUGUCUUGUCAGUGUUGCGCUGAAUGGAAUGUUCUAAUUGACUCUGAAUCGAAAGCACUCGUUAAAGCACGUCAUUGUUUAUACUUAUUUUUAUCUCCAUCUAGCACCAACAGUUGCACCAAUACACGUCCUCACACGUACACGUAUUAUAUACUACCUGUACCCGGCCACACGUUAUCACAGCAACAGGUAGUAGCAAAUAAAACAAUUAAUUUGUUAAAUGGAAAACAGUUGUUAAAUCAGUGUGGUAAGAUGACAAGAAUAAGAAGAGAAAGCUCACAUUUCUAA